CUGGAGGCCAUGUCAGUUUCCCCCAGACACUGCCUGGCCACCCCAAGAUGCCCCGAGGGGAACAUAGGCUCUGAGGCAUUACUAAGAGCUCAAUUCGAGGCACCUGUUUCUUCCAAAGUCAUCCUCAGCGUUCCUGGUGCCAACACUGCUCUGAGUCCCAGAAGUCUUGGAGGGAAGAAUUAACCCAGGUUGGCUGUCAAACGUAUGGGAAGUUUCUGCCCGCAGCAGAGCCAGCCCGAACAUCUGCUCCACUUGGUGCCCUCUCCCCCAGCUCUCCUCUGGAAUUUUCUCCCGAAGAUCUUGGUAGUGAUGACCUACAUAAUUGCAGAGAGGCCUCUGGAGAUAAGGUGGUGAAAUUAUUAUAAUGUAGGAGAUGAGCACAGGAAAUUCAGGGUUCUGGGUCGUUUUAUAGGGGGAUUCAUGGACAGGUGAAGUGGAAGAGUCGGAAAUCUUUGCAAGUGAAUGGUAAUUUCCUAUAUGAAGGACCCAAGAGGUCCCCUCCCCCCAUCCAGUGAUCCAAAAGGGGUUUUCAACAUACAAAUUAUCUGUCUCCAUCCUGCCAGACCAAGCAGGACUAUUUAAGGGGCGAGCUGGGCCAGAAGUGCAGCUGCAUCCGUGCCCCAAGGCCUGUCUGCUGCCGCUUUGCCGGUCCUUGCCCACCGCCAACUAUGAGCCGCCAGUUGACCCUCUAUCCUGGAGCUGAGCGCCUGGGCUUCAGUGGCUGCUCUGCUGUCAUCUCGGGCCGGUUCAGCGGCAGCCAUGCUUCAGUCCGGGCCGGGGUCAAGGGUGCAGCUUUUGGCAGCAGGAGUCUGUUCUGCAUGGGGGGCGGCCGGCGGCUGGCAUUGAGCUCUUCCGGGCGGAGCGGCGGCUUUGCACUGGGCCACGGAGGGGCAAGCGGUGGGCGCCCUGGAGGCUUUGUGGGCACCAUCUUCGGCAGUGCAGGACUGGGCCCUACGUGUCCAUCAGUGUGCCCACCGGGCGGCAUCCCCCAGGUCAUCGUCAACAAGAGCCUCCUGGCCCCACUCAAUUUAGAACUGGAUCCAGAGAUCCAGAAGGUGCGCGCGCAGGAGCGAGAACAAAUCAAGGCCCUGAAUAACAAGUUCGCCUCCUUCAUCGACAAGGUGCGCUUCCUGGAGCAGCAGAACCAGGUGCUGGAGACCAAGUGGGCCCUGCUGCAGCAGCUGGACCUGAACAACUCCAAGAGGAGCCUGGAACCGGUUCAUGAGAGCUACAUCAGCAACCUGCAGAAGCAGCUGGAGACACUGUCCGGGGACCGGGUGAGGCUGGACUCGGAGCUGAGGAACAUGCGGGAAGUGGUGGAGGACUGCAAGAAGAGGUACGAGGUGGAGAUUAACAGGCGUACUGCUGCGGAGAAUGAGUUCGUGGUGCUGAAGAAGGAUGUGGACGCUGCUUACAUGAACAAGGUGGAGCUCCAGGUCAAGGUGGAUACUUUGACAAAUGACAUCAAAUUCUUCAAGGUCCUCUAUGAAGGGGAGAUUGCUCAGAUGCAGUCCCACAUCAGCGAUACAUCCGUCAUCCUGUCCAUGGACAACAACCGGCAGCUGGACCUGGACAGCAUCCUCACUGAGGUUCGAGCCCAGUAUGAGGAGAUUGCUGUGAAGAGCAAGACUGAGACAGAGAACAUGUACCAGUGCAAGAUCCAGGAGCUGCAGGCCACAGCAGGCCAGCAUGGGGAUGACCUCAAACUCACCAAGGUCGAGAUUACAGAGAUCAACAGGCUGAUCCAGAGGAUCCACUCAGAGAUAGGGAACGUGAAGAAACAGUGCUCCAACCUGGAGACGGCCAUCGCUGACGCUGAACAGAGAGGUGACUGUGCCCUCAAGGAUGCCCGAGCCAAGCUGGACCAGCUGGAGGGUGCCCUGCAGCAGGCCAAGGAGGAGCUGGCCCGGAUGAUGAGGGAACACCAUGAGCUCAUGAAUGUCAAGUUGGCCCUGGACAUGGAGAUCGCCACCUACCGCAAGCUGCUGGAGGGCGAGGAGAGCAGGAUGGCUGGUGACUACCCAAAUUUCGUGAGCCUUUCUGUCAUAAGCAGUACCAAUGCGGGACCAGGAGGUGCUGGCUUCAGUGUGGACUUCGGCUCCUCGAGCAGUUACAACUACAGACCUCUGGCCCUGGAGGUCAAGACCAAAGGCAGCUGCGGCAGCGAACUCAAGGAUCCCUCAGCCAAAGCCGCAGGCAGCAGCUGUGCAACCAAAAAGGCCUCCAGAUGA
Alexandromys fortis (reed vole) is the source of this 2231-nucleotide messenger RNA. RefSeq names its product keratin, type II cytoskeletal 72. NCBI's taxonomy places the organism in Eukaryota, Metazoa, Chordata, Mammalia, Rodentia, Cricetidae. The record is from RefSeq and is a predicted model, not a curated record. Gene Ontology annotation, biological process: intermediate filament organization; keratinization. Gene Ontology annotation, cellular component: keratin filament. Gene Ontology annotation, molecular function: structural constituent of skin epidermis. The coding region runs from base 669 to 2231 and encodes 520 amino acids. The transcript is spliced from 9 exons.